Anisakis simplex (herring worm) is the source of this 327-nucleotide messenger RNA. The record is from the annotation of a GenBank genome assembly. Lineage: Eukaryota; Metazoa; Nematoda; Chromadorea; Rhabditida; Anisakidae.
GUUGAGAGCAUUGGAUGUUUCGUGUGUUCGUCGUUUAACGGCUCGAAUCCGUCUUGCGAAGAUACAUUCAAUUCGACUAUCGACAGCACUGCCUCGCACAACCUACCAUCAUCCUCAAAGAAUAUGUCCUCUCAGUCAUCAACCCAUUAUCAGUAUCCUUGUUGGGCUUUCAAGAAGCAAAGACAGGGUCUCUUUCCGGCUGAUCAUUGUAUUAAAGUUACCGGUUAUCGAAGUAGGCNAGGUGAUCAACCAACGCAUACGAUGGUCAUUAGGACAUGCGCACUCGACUCAGGCACUUUGACAGCUGAUACGGGUGAUUAUUAUUAG